Molecule: messenger RNA, 1350 nt
Organism: Octopus sinensis (East Asian common octopus)
Lineage: Eukaryota; Metazoa; Mollusca; Cephalopoda; Octopoda; Octopodidae
Exons: 2
Coding region: 591-1253 (220 amino acids)
Source: RefSeq, a predicted model, not a curated record
GAGAGAGAGAUAGACAAACAGCAAAAAAAAAAAAAUACAUAUAAUAUAUAUAUAAGAUCGUGUGAGUGUGAGUGAAAGUGCAAAACGAAAGAAAAAAAGAAAAGCAUAAAGGAAAAAAAAAAAAAAGAAAUUGUUCUGUAAUUCUCAGCCACUCUUUUAUUUCUCGAAUUCCUUACACCACCAUCUUCGGAUUAUUAUUAUUACCAAUACUACUACUACCACCAGCACCAUUAUUAUUACUACUACUUCUACUACUAUUAUUAUUAAUAUCAUCAUCGUCUCCGUUGUUGUUGUGUUGUUCGGUCGGGUUAUUCCGGCCGCCUCCGCCACUCACUCAUACUCCACAUACACACAUUCUAUCCGCUGUCUCCUGCCGAAGUAUAUAUAUAUAUAUUAUAUCUAUAUAUAUACAUACAUCCAUAUAAAUAUAUAUUAUAUAUAUAAAUACAUACACACACAUACACAGAAGUAAGUUAUCAUUUUUAUUAUUUUUUUUUCCUUCAGAUCAUCGUUAUUAUUAUUAUUAUUAUUAUCAUCAUCAUCAUCAAAUCGUCAUCAUCAUUGUAAAAUCCAAAGAAAGUUGAAUUUCAAUGGAAUCGAAGGAGUCUAAGGCCCAGCAACGCACGCAAAGAAACAGGCGCCGUAUGGUGAGAGGUCAGCAGCAACUGCAGGAGAAACAACACCAGGCGGCCCCGAUGGCGGCGGCUACGGCGGCGGCAACGGCGGCGGGAGGCAGCGGCGGCGAGGACGACGAUGACGGCGCGGCCGCGGCGGACGACGAGUGUCCAGCCAGAACCAGCAAGGAUAGCAAUAAUAGCCACAACAACAACAACAACAACAAUAACAACAGCAACAACAACAACAGUAAUAAUAGCAACAACAAUAAUAAUGCUAAUAAUAAUAAUAAUAAUAAUACUAAUAAUAAUACCACUACUAAUAAUAAUAAUAGUAAUAAUAAUAAUAAUAAGUCAAAACCGAAACCACCUCCGCCGUCCCAGCGCCGGAGGCGAACCAGUUCCAAUUCAUUUGACGAGGAUAUUAUUGAUGGAUUUGCCAUCAUCAGCUUCAAAACACUUCAGGAUAUGGAGGUAAGUAUGAAAAUGAAACCAGGCUCCACAAAUUCUUGUUGGAUUUCUUUCUUUGAAACUUGGAUAUUUUACAUCCUGGAGGAGAUUACCUGUUAUUACAACAAUUUACUUGCUGCUUAUCGGGAAAUUUACCUGACUGCUUGGUUAUUGUACAGGUUUGGCUGACAUAUCUUUUCUAUCUCUUUGGUUUCUCAAUUGACUUCACGUUUGAAGGUCAAAUGGCAGAACAACAAUUUGCUUGUUUAAAGUUAAGUUUUUUUGU